This is a messenger RNA of Leishmania mexicana MHOM/GT/2001/U1103, 1839 nucleotides long. RefSeq names its product putative cation transporter. The transcript has a single exon. Gene Ontology annotation, cellular component: membrane. Lineage: Eukaryota; Euglenozoa; Kinetoplastea; Trypanosomatida; Trypanosomatidae. Gene Ontology annotation, biological process: monoatomic cation transport; transmembrane transport. Gene Ontology annotation, molecular function: monoatomic cation transmembrane transporter activity. The coding region runs from base 1 to 1839 and encodes 612 amino acids. The record is from RefSeq and is a predicted model, not a curated record.
AUGAGACCCUCUGCAGUCGCCAAAACCACCACUGCCGGCGGCACCACCGCCCAACUGCACGCACACAGCCACCGCCAUGGCGGCCACGCCCACGCUCACAGCCAUGGCAGCAUUGAGAAGGGGAUUUCAGGCAAGUACUUGCGUCAGUGCCAGAUGGUCACCUUGGCAGGUGGGGCCACAAACGUGUUCUUCUGCGUUACGAAACUGUGGAUCGGCUCUGCUGGUGGCUCCGUUGCUCUCGUCGCCGACGGUUUCCAUUCCCUCACAGACAUUCUCGCAGACAUCAUCUCCUACGUCGCCAUCUCGCUUUCCCGCAAGAAGCUGCCGCGCUGCCAGUUUCCGCUAGGCAUCGGUCGCCUCGAAACCUCCGGCGCUGUCAUUGUGGCGGCAAUUCUCUUCUUCGGCGGUGUAGCUCUCCUUGUGCAGUCGCUCGAGCAGUGCUUCGGCGAUGUGGUGACCCUGCUGGAGACAGCGGCGCCGACGGGUGGCAUUGCUGCCGCCCUCGCGCUCGGCGCCCGCCGUGCGAUGGCCGCGUUGUGGGGCAACUCCACGUCGGCAGGGUCCCCACCGGGGCACACCCACGCACACGGGUCGCACAAGCACAGCCACGAGGAAAACCACGGCGGUGGGGAUCACCAAGGCCACAGUCACUUUCAGGUGAUGAUCUACGACGAGGACAUUGGAAAGGAGGUGAUUCUAUGGGCCAUGGUCGGCAUCGCUACGGCGUCAGUGGUUUGUAAAGAGCUCCUGUUCCGGUGGACACGACGCGUCGGGCUGCGCGCGGGAUCGCGGGUCGUGGUGGCCAACGCGUACCACCAUCGCGCGGAUGCGUGGAGCGGGGGGGUGGCACUGUUUGGUGUAGCUGGGCAGGUGAUGGGUCUGCCUGGCGUGGACGGACUUGCUGGUCUUGCCGUGUCGCUAUCCAUCUGCAAAAUCGGCUACGGUAUUUUCAAGGACUCCAUUCUUGAGUUUUUCGACUACCAGAAUGCCGAGGAGGUCAGUGCCAUUCGAGAGCAGCUGCAAAAGUUUAACCUCCGCAUCGUGCAUGGGGUAGAUGUGGUCCCGAACCACAAGUCCCAGAACGCGGUAAAGGCGGCGGCCUCCGGAGCAGAAGCUUCGUCAACGAACUCCCCCACCACCGCCUCGAGCUCCGAUGAGGACGACACCGUUCACCGCAAGAAGAUGCACUUCAUCAACGUGUUUCUCGUGCGUCACGGCCACCAGUACGCCGUGCACGUCACGCUGCUCGUCUACGAGAGCGUCUCUGCGCAGCAAAUCAAAGAAGCAGCCGACCUGAUCACGGCACUGGCUCGUCGCAGUCUGCCGGUUCAGGACACUUUUACGACCCUACUCGUCUGCAGCAACUACACUGAGUCACGAGAAGUAUCUCUCGGUGACUCCAAUGAUAAUGGAGCUGACGAAAAAAGCGCAGCUGCCACGUCGAGUGCCGCCACUGCGGCCAACAACCAUGGCCAUUCCCCCGCAGGGUCCAGUGGCUCGUUCUCACGAGCACACGGUGGCGAUGAUAGCGCUACCUCGACUCCGCUGAUCGCUGCCACAGGUGCCAUCAUCAACCCGUCGCUCGAGCGGUGCAUCGCGUCCCUGCAGGAGUUCCACACGUUCACGGCGCCGAUUCGCUACAGCUGGGAGGAGCGCACCAUCACUGUCCCCUCGUCGGAGUCGUGCGAGUGCGAGCGCGACAUCAGCUCCGUUGCCGAAAUGUUCAAGUGCCGCCUCAUCAGCGGCGGGACCUCUUCCGCCAAGAAGACCGCCGCAGACUCGGCGGAGGGGUGCGGCCACAGCUGCUCUCACGGCUCACACGCCGACCAUUCGCAUUAA